Molecule: messenger RNA, 334 nt
Organism: Volvox carteri f. nagariensis
Lineage: Eukaryota; Viridiplantae; Chlorophyta; Chlorophyceae; Chlamydomonadales; Volvocaceae
Exons: 3
Source: RefSeq, a predicted model, not a curated record
GGCUCCGCACCUGUACGCCGCCCACGACGACCUGGACCCCACCCGCCUGCACAAGCUGGCUACCGCGGAGGAGUUCUGGGACGCCUUCGGGGCUCGGUACGGCACCAGCAACCCGCAUCUGCUGCCGGCGGCCAACCAGCCCGUCGCUGUGCCCACCACCGUGUUUGCGGGAGAGCUAGACCGGCGCUAUACACGGGAGCAGAUCCACGCCUGGAGUCGGCACCUUUUUGGACCCCACAACUUCGUGUGGCUGCCUAACACUGGCCAUGACUACGUCGAGCGAGGGCAUCCUGUCUUGCUGAACACCCUUGGAGGCAUCCUUGCGGCCCUAUGA